Messenger RNA from Zonotrichia albicollis (white-throated sparrow), 10769 nucleotides. NCBI's taxonomy places the organism in Eukaryota, Metazoa, Chordata, Aves, Passeriformes, Passerellidae. The record is from RefSeq and is a predicted model, not a curated record.
AUCCGGAGGGAAGAGGCUGGGAGCGGCAGCAGGAGGAGGAGGGAGGUGCGGGGAUGCUGCCCUGCCCCGGUGUGUGCCAUGGGAGAGGGUGCGGUGAGAGCCCGAGGAGACAAAAGGAGCAGAGCCGCGGUCUGCGGGGCUCCGCACACGUGAAAUUUCCUGCAGCACGCUCGUUUUCUGCUCGGGGCCAUUAAACUUUGCGCGUAGUUUAUUCGCAGCAUCGCGGCAAGCGCUGGGAAGGGCAGGUGGCACAGACCCCGCCAGCUGCUGUGUUACUCCAUGCCCCCAUGACUGGCCUAGAAAUCGGCUCCCUCCUCAACAAUAAUUGAUAGAAUGGCCCUAAUUUUUUUAAGAAAUACAAGGUCUCGCUGUAGUUCACCAGAUGUUCUGCAAUUCCUUUGAGCGGUAGCAUGAACAAGUUUUACUACAUCAUGAGGAAAAUUGCAUUUUUAAGUGCAUCCUUCCACAUACAUAUGUACAGCACCCAUCUGCUUGUGCUCUCUAGUUAUUCACACUCAUAGAAACCCAUUCUCAGACUGAAGAGAGGAGAAUUUUAAUUCUACCUUGUUGAUCAUGAAGUUCAGACACAGAUUUUCAGGCCUUCUGUUAAUUUUUCUGACCUACUUUUUGUUUUAAAAAAAUCCAUUAGCUAGAUCAAAAUGGCUCAACUUAGCACUUGAGCCUGAUAUCUUUAUUCAGCAGUUUAUAAGGAGAAAGUGUGAUUUUACAUCCAUUCUUAAAUUUUUACACCUCAAGUAGUUCACUGACAGUAUUUCUGUAUAUAUUGGGCUGCAAGCAGGUACCUGUGAUGCUGCAGCUCCUCAAUAUCUUAAUUUGGGUUCCCUCAAGUUCCAGAUACGCUCCAAGGCUUGUGUUGCAGCUGGAAUUUUUGUGCAUAGCUGUGUUGCUCUACUCUCAGGCAUAAAAUCAUUCAUCUAAUUAUAAAAACCAAAAAAUGUAGUUUUCUACUCUUUUGCUGCCAUCAUAAUUAAGCUUUGUACCUGGUUUCGUUUCCUCUGUGUGGCUUUUCUCCUGAUUAUUGACUGCUCAUGAUUACUCUCUGUUUUAUGUAAAAAAUACCUACGACUCCCAGAAGCUUUGCAAGACAAGAGCAGAACUAGGAACAGUGGGAUGAGCGAUUAGUUUUCUGUUACAAAUGUUUGAAAAGAAAAAAAAAAUAGACCCUGUGGCUCUUAGCAGCAGCAGUGAGGGCAAAACCAGCCCUGUGUUCAGUGCCACCAUGUGAGUGGCACAUCGUGACUCUGUUUACAGCUGGUGGCAUCGUGCUGUGUGGUUUCUUUCCAAAACCCCUGGGAAAUACAGGUGAGAUCAGGGAGGAGGGGCUGGAAAGCACUUGGGUGAGCAAGGUGUAAAUCUGAAUUGUGGAGCAGGCAGCAGUGUGUGUUGGGGAGCAGGGGUGAGGCUGGACCAGGCGUGUUGGGAGUGCAGAGCAGCACGAGUCAGUCCUUGCUGCAGAGAGGGAGCUGCGCUAAUGCAGAGCUGAGGCUGCCCAAGGCACCUGUGAGGGCCCUUCACGCUCCCUCCCCAUCACCUUGAGCAACGCUGCUGAUUUCUCCACCCCUUUGGUGCUGUUCUCAUCUGAAGGCUCCUGUAAUGUCACUUGUCCCCAGUCUGUUUGCCAAGGAUACGACACAGCAAUGUCCCAGAGGCUGAAUGCCUUUGGUGGUGUGGCUGCACUGAGCUUCUGAACCAUUGAUCAAGGCCAUUAUUUCUUAAUUCACCCAUAUUUAGGAUUAAAGUUUUGUCAGGACACAAACUAUCUAAAAACAGCUGGGCAUACCCCUCUUGAAAUAGUGCAAAGCAUAAAAAAAUAAGUGUGUUUAAAAAGCAAAGCAAACCAUUUUUGACAACAGCUUACAUCACUUGUUUGCAGCAUUGUGCUUGUACUCCCCUCAAUACCUGUUGCAUUAUUCAGGAAAAUAGCUUUUGGGGAAAUUUCGUGAGUUGCUGUUCCUGCUCGGCACUGAGCUUUUGUAUAAAUGUUUGUUCUGUUAUUUGAGCUUAGUCCCCAAAAGCUGCAGCCCAGAAAGGCCCAGCUUGUGCCACGGAUGGGAGUGUUUGCCCCUGAGAGCAGUGAGUGUUAGGGAGGGAUCCUGCUGCUGACAGUGGUGUUAGGAAGGGCAGUGCUUGGAGAGUCCUGAUCCUGAGCAGUGCCUGUGCUCCCACUUUUCUGGCUUGGCUUUUGUUGCUUUAUCUGUUUUCAAGCAGGUCUCUGAGUUUGGUGUGUCAUGUUUGCUCUCCCUCUCAGAGAUUCAGGCUCUUACUCCUUCCUGUCCUCCUCUUGCUGUUUUGCAGCCUCACCUCUCUCAGACUUGGGUCUUUGUGUUGCUUUGCCUCUCUUCUGGGGCAUUGGCAAAAUUGUUUAUUUUAGGAGGAGAGCUUUUUUUGGGUAGAAAAGGGAAAAACUCUCUUCUAGGUCCUGCUUGUAUUGUGGUCUUAGCCAUACGUAAUCAGAUAUUGUGCCAACCAUAAUUUAAUUGUUGAGGGGCAAUAGUGCUCAUGCAAGUUUUUAAUACAAACUGACACUAAUGAAGUGAAUAUAGAUUAACCUUAUUUAAGUGUGAAAUCAAAUUGGUUAGUUACCAUUUCAUAGAAUGAAAUCCUGCCUCAGUGACAGAGGCAGGAUUUUAUUUCCCCAGGUUUUCUGGUGCUCAAUACCACAAUAUGCCUUUGCCUCUGGAAGAGGUCUGUGCCUGUAUCUGCAGCUUUUAAUAUUACUGUGUUUAUUUAAUAAGUUAUCUGCCUCUCAGAGAUAAUGUUUUUAAGCUAAAUAAAAUGUUGCAGUGUUCAAUAAAAUGUUGCACUGGGCCUUGUUCCUGCAGUGGUUGCUGCUGACCUGGAUUAUCCUCUGGCCCUGAAUGUUCUGAGACUCCACAGGAGCUUUCUAGCAGGGGAUGCAGCAGUGGCUGGAAGUUUGUCAGAGAUGGGGAACAGCAGGAGACAGCAUUUCCUCACAGAGAAAUGCCUGAGAACACACAGACAUUGAGGUUUCCUUGGUAGGGAUGUCUGCAACACAUGUAGUGAUGCAGCAGUCUCUGGGGCUUUUAAAAACUUGAAUUUCUUUAUUUUCCAUUGAUACUCCUGCAGAAACAUUAAUGUGUUUGUGUGGGCUCUGGGUCAGUCAGCAUCAUUACUUCACAAAGGAAUGUUUAUAUGAUACAGAAAAUAAAAAUCAAUUCAGAACUAACUUUGUCUUUUGUGUUUUGGCAGGUUUAAAAUAAUGGCUGAAGAUGGCAGUGAGGAGAUUAUGUUUAUUUGGUGUGAGGACUGUGGGCAGUACCACGAUUCAGAGUGUCCUGAGCUGGGCCCAGUGGUGACAGUCAAAGACUCCUUUGUAUUGAGCAGGGCAAGAUCAUCUCUGCCUUCUAAUUUGGAGAUAAGGCAGCUGGAGGAUGGGACUGAGGGAGUGUUUGCUCUGACUCAGCUGGUGAAACGUACCCAGUUUGGCCCCUUUGAAUGCAAGAGAGUUCUCAAGCUGGAGAAAGAAUCAGUUUUUCCCCUGAAGGUGUUCCAGAAGGAAGGGCCCCUGGUGUAUUUUGACACCACAAACGAAGAUGAUUGCAACUGGAUGAUGAUGGUGCGCCCAGCCACCGAGUAUGAGCACCAAAACCUCACAGCCUUCCAGCAUGACAAUGACAUUUACUUCACCACCUGCCAGGACAUCCCCCCAGGAACUGAGCUGAGAGUGUGGUAUGCAGCUUUUUACGCCAAAAAAAUGGAAAAGCCAGUGCUGAAGCAGGUCACUAGUGUUGCCAAUGAUACAUCCUUGGUAGCAAUGGAGUCUGAUAAAGAGGGGAAUAAUAAAGUCUCUUCAAAACCUUCAUCUGCUGUCUUACCCCAUAAAAAAAACAAGAAAUCCAGCAUUUUGGCAGCUGAUCCAGCAGUGAACACUCCAGAAGGCAGUGGAACAGCAGAAGCAAAGCCCAACCAGUGGACGUGUAAAGUGUGUUCAUCUGCUUUCCAAGAGCCCCAGCUGCUGACAGAGCACUUGCUGAGUCACCUGGAACAAGCCAAAGGUGCCUCCCCAAGCAACCAAAAUGAUGCUGAGAAAGCAGAGAAAGCAGCAGAGGCUGUGCCAGCAGAUCAACCAGUGGCAAGUGAUACAGGCAGUGCCAGCACAGACUCGAGGAGAAAGGCCAGGAGGGGGAGAAAAGCCAAAUCAGCAAAAGUAGAAACACCUCUUGUCAUUGAUGAGGAGAAAGAUCCUGCAGUGGAACGUGUGGCUGACGCUGUCCCUGAGGUCCCUCCAGAGGAGGUGGCCCUGCCCCCAGCUCCAGAAGAGAGCAUCAUGGACCUGGUUUUAGGAAAGAUGCCCAGCACCACAAACAGCAUCAGCUCAGUGACAAAUAGGUUUGCUCAUCACCAAAACACCAUGUCCCUCAAAAGAAGUUUCAUUCUCUCCAGUAGACACGGGAUUCGGCGGAAGCUGAUAAAGCAGCUGGGGGAGCACAAGAGGGUCUAUCAGUGCAGCAUCUGCAGUAAGAUCUUCCAGAACAGCAGCAACCUCAGCAGGCACAUCCGUUCUCAUGGUGACAAGCUGUUUAAAUGUGAGGAAUGUGCCAAGCUGUUCAGCAGGAAGGAGAGCUUGAAGCAGCACGUUUCCUACAAGCACAGCAGGAAUGAAGUGGACAGUGAGUACAGAUACAAGUGCACCACGUGUGAAAAGGCCUUUCGGAUAGAGAGUGCACUGGAAUUCCACAACUGCAGGACAGAUGACAAGACAUUCCAGUGUGAGAUGUGUUUCAGAUUCUUCUCUACAAACAGCAACCUUUCAAAACACAAGAAAAAACACGGGGAUAAGAAGUUUGCAUGUGAGAUCUGCAAUAAGAUGUUCUACAGGAAGGAUGUCAUGCUGGACCAUCAGAGGCGGCACUUGGAAGGGGUGAGGCGUGUGAAGAGAGAAGACUUUGAGCACAGCACGGAGAGCAUGGUUCGCUACAAGAAGGAGCCCUCGGGCUGCCCCGUGUGUGGGAAGGUAUUUUCAUGUAGGAGCAACAUGAACAAGCACCUUCUAACACAUGGAGACAAGAAAUACACCUGUGAGAUCUGUGGACGGAAAUUUUUCAGAGUGGAUGUGCUGAGAGAUCAUAUUCAUGUCCAUUUUAAGGACAUAGCCCUAAUGGAUGAUCACCAGAGGGAAGAGUUCAUUGGGAAAAUUGGAAUCUCAUCAGAGGAAAAUGAUGACAACUCUGAUGAAAGUGCAGAUUUAGAGCCUCACAAGUAUAGCUGCAAAAGGUGCCAGCUGACCUUUGGCAGAGGGAAGGAGUACCUGAAGCACAUCAUGGACGUGCACAAGGAGAAGGGUUAUGGCUGCAGCAUCUGCAACCGGCGCUUCGCCCUCAAGGCCACGUACCACGCGCACAUGGUCAUCCACAGGGAGAACCUGCCCGACCCCAACGUGCAAAAAUACAUCCAUCCAUGUGAAAUCUGUGGCAGGAUUUUUAACAGUAUAGGAAAUCUGGAAAGACAUAAGCUUAUACAUACAGGUGUAAAAAGUCAUGCUUGUGAGCAAUGUGGCAAAUCAUUUGCUAGAAAAGACAUGUUAAAAGAACAUAUGCGAGUCCAUGAUAAUAUCCGAGAAUACUUGUGUGCAGAGUGUGGCAAAGGAAUGAAGACCAAACAUGCACUUCGUCACCACAUGAAGCUGCACAAGGGGAUUAAGGAGUACGAGUGCAAGGAAUGUCACAGAAAAUUUGCACAGAAAGUCAACAUGCUGAAGCAUUACAAGAGACACACAGGAAUCAAAGAUUUCAUGUGUGAGCUCUGUGGCAAGACAUUCAGUGAGAGAAACACAAUGGAGACUCACAAGUUGAUUCAUACAGUAGGAAAACAGUGGACGUGUUCAGUGUGUGAUAAGAAGUAUGUCACUGAUUACAUGCUGCAGAAGCACAUCCAGCUCACCCAUGACAAGGUGGAAGCCCAGAGCUGUCAGCUGUGUGGCACAAAGGUUUCCACCAGGGCGUCCAUGAGUCGACACAUGAGGCGUAAACACCCAGAGAUUCUUUCAGUGAGGAUUGAUGAUUUAGAGCCGCUGCCAGAGACAACCACCAUUGAUGCCUCUUCAAUUGGGAUUGUUCAGCCGGAAUUAGCCUUGGAACAAGGUGAACUACCAGAAGGGAAGCAGCACGUAAAAGCUCCUAAAAGUGGCCAGAAAAGAAAACAAAAGUCAGGUGAGGAAGAGGAAGCUCAAGUGCCUGAGGACCCUGCCUUCAGUGAAUACACAGAGAAGGAAGGUGAAUUCACAGGGAAUGUUGGAGAUGAAACCAAUUCAGCUGUACAGAGCAUCCAACAGGUGGUGGUGACGCUCAGCGACCCGAACGUCUCAGCGCCCUCCAGCUCGGUGGGACUCACCAACAUCACCGUGACCCCCAUCACCACGGCAGCUGGCACCCAGUUCACCAACCUGCAGCCCGUGGCCGUGGGCCACCUGUGUCCCCCAGAGAGGCAGCUGCAGCUGGACAGCUCCAUCCUCACCGUCACCUUCGACACCGUCAGCGGCUCGGCCGUGCUGCACAACCGCCAGAGCGACAUUCAGCUCCCGCCACAGCCCGAGGCUCCCAACCCCCAAUCCGUGGCCCAUUUCAUAAACCUGACCACCCUGGUGAACUCCAUUGCCCCCCUGGGGACCCCCCAGAUGACAGAACAGCACCCCCUGAGCUGGAGGUCGGUGCCUCAGACUGAUGUGCUGCAGCCCCCGGCGCCGGCCGCGCCGCAGCAGCCGGGCCAGCAGCCCGUCCAGACAGAGCAGCAGCAGCAGCAGAUGUACAGCUACUAAUUUAUACUUGGCCGUGGACAGUACUCAGAGACACAGAAAAACACACUGACCUUUGGAAAAUUUCUACUAGGAUUGUUUGCUGGAUACCAAACAGAGAUGGGAAUUGAAUUUCGUCGUUUAUACAAUGAAAUUUAGGCUGAAAUUGGCAGAUCACCCUGCAACACCCCGGUCUGAGGUUCACACAUUGUCCCAAGAUCUUACACUUUAAAAAAUAACAGAAAGGGAAAGAAAAAAAAUCUCACCACAAAUUUAGCACCCCCUUGCAGUUGUGCACUAAGAUUGAGAUUUGGCAGGUGCAUCAUCACACACCUUAACCAAAGCAGGGAAAUCCUAAAUUUUGCUGCACUUGUGAUGUACAAAAACCCUUUCAGCCAUACCAUGUCACUUCUUUCCAAGUCUGGAAGUGGCACCUGAAGAUCUGUUCACAGUGGGUGGAAUGUCCUUGUGGUCAGCUGGUAGAGACUGAAAUGUGAAGACACAAAGGGGCAAAACAGGAAUUGUCUUUGUUUCUUAUCUUCUUUAGGUCUUGUAUCUAACAACAUCAGUAAAGUAGGUGGAAUUUGGGGGUUUGGGGUGGGCAUGAGUGUGGUGUGGAAGAAAAUAUUACCAAUUAUUUCCAUUUUAGUCAUGGGAAAAACCCUGUACCCAUCAGGCAGUGCUAGUGCUACUUGAGCCAGAGAGCUAAUGCUGAAGCAAAUUUUUAUGGUCUUCUAGUCAAGUUUCAAUCAAAACCAAUUACAAACUGAAAGAAGAAUGUGAUACAGUUUUAUGUAAUUUUUAAAACCUCCUCUUUCAAUCUUGCCUUUAGCUAAUAGCCCUGAAGAGCAAUCAGUCCCCUUUGAUGAAAUUCAGGAUGUGAAUUUUUUUCAAUUAGACUUAUUUCAUCCUGUAAUAAACAUUUGAGAAAGCAUUCUUUUUAUAUAUAUAUACAUAUAUAUAUAUAUAUAGCCUUUGUAUUUUACUGUGUGUUCCUGGUGAGUAUUUGUGUGAAAAACUCUGUUACCAACACAAUUCAUGAAUUCUUUCAUCCCCAUGUCGCCACUUGUCAUGGGAAAAAAAUAUGGAUUCUGUUCCUUCUGUUCCCAAAAUUUAUUUCCAAAGUUCACAGCCACACACAUGGUUGUGUGAAGUGCAAGAAAAAGAAAAAGGAAUGUCUGAAGCAUAUUCUGUGUCCUGCCACAUGGAGUCAGUGUGCCCCAGUGUAUCAAGGGCGAGGUUUGCAUCACUGCUGGGGAUGCAAAUCCUGGGCUGGGUCAGAGCCCCUGCAUUGCAUUCUCCAUCCAUGGAUGUGCAGUCUGGACUUUUGCAUGUCAAGAAUAGGAAGAUAGUGUAAUUCCCACAGGGAAAAUGAGCUGGUAGCAAAAAGGAAUAAACUAAAUAUAUAUAUAUAUAUAUAUAUAUAUAUAAUAUACAUAUAUAUAUAUAUAAAAUGUUGUUGCUUGAAAUCCUAAAGGGCAAACCCUGCUGUGGCUGAGGAACAAGGUCCUUUGGGGCAGCAGACUGAGCCACAGAACUCUGCUGGAGGGUUUUAUUUUUCCCUGAGGAUAAAGCAGCUGCUGUGUCUGACAGUGAGGAUGGGUUGGUGGUUGUAAAAAUCCUGUCUGUGCUUAUUGUAUUUAUGAAAAAUUCUAUGUUUUAGCAGAAGUAUGAGUAGGAACGACUUCAGCUUUGAAAGUCUCUAUUAACAUGGACUACUUGACCCUUAAAGGUUGCCUUACAAUCUCUACAACAAAUUCUCCCAAAGUAUAAAUGUCUGGAUAUUAAAAUUAACCUCCAGUGCUUUUCUUGGUGCCAUGGCUGUGUCCAGAGACUGGGGCUUUGUGUAAAGCUGCAGGACAGGGAUAGCAAAGGGGUUUCUCGUGACAGAAUUUGUGUGUCAGAGGAGCAGAACUACUUUUGAUUAAAUGUCAACAGGUCUGUAAAAUACCUGCAUGGGAGGGAGCAGUAUUUGAUGGGACAAGGAUGCAGAUCAGAAAGAAAGGUACCUUUUAUCACUGUGGGAAAGAGAAUUUUUCAUUCCCUGUUCCAUUCUGUCUUCCUUAGGUAAUUCUCACACAAAUACUGUGAGAUCCUGUAAUUUUUCAGCCUCCCAAUAUCCUGAGAACCAUUCCUGGAUUCUUUCACCACUGGCUUGAGCUAGUUCAGUUUCUCCUCAACUGUCCUGCCAAAAAUGCUUCUGUUUCACACCAAACCAAUGGGCAAGAGGAAGCCAGGUUUUAUUUAUGAAAUACAUUGUUUAUGUACUUGAAACUUCUUUUUCCCCCUGUGUUUGCCUAAUUGGUAAAGGCACAUUAUCUUUUGUCAGGUGGAAAAAGGGGAAAAAAGGGGAGGAAGGCAAAUUCUGUGAUUCUGUGAAAUGGAGAACUCAUGAGAUUCUGUGAAAGAGAACUCCUAUUACCACAACACUUGAGUUGUUGUGUUAAUAUAGAAUUUUUACACAAUCAAAGCUUUUCUGAGACACAUGUCAAUGGUGAUUAGGCUUUUCAUUGGGGAGGAAGAGGUUUUUUACCUUAGCAGAGUCCAUCUUCUCUAUAUUGAUACUACUGACAGUGGCAUUUGUGCUGCAUUUAAUCAACCUGCAUCAUUUUAACACAUAAUUUCCUGCUUGAUAAGAGUUGCACUCAGAGGAAAUCAACCUUUAGAGACCUCUCUGGCUUCACAAAAUCUCUAUUCCAAUGUAAUUCCCUGGUUUUCUGUACUCUUCUGGGGUUUGGCAUUGCUCCCAUUCUACCUGGCCUCAGUGACCUCAUCCAGGCAGUGGGAUCUUCCCUUUCUGGCAGGGAAGGUUGAUUUCUUCCAUUCUAGAAGGAAUGAUCCCACAGGAAGUGCUUGCAUGCUGGUUUUCACAUAGAAAUGUCCCUCUUCAAUCUCUUAGAAUCCCCAAAAUCACAGAACAGCCCAGGGUGGAAGGCACCUCCAAAGAUGAAUGAACCUGAUCCAGCCUUUUUCUGGGGAAAGGGAGCACAGGUGAGGUGAUAAAAUCAUAAAAUCAUCAUUAACCUGUCUAAUUGCAUCUUUUACACCUCCAGUGACACAACUCUGGGAAGGUUGUUCCAGUGGCUGAUUGUUUUUCCUGUAAAAAUUACCUUAAAUAAUGUUCAGGAGAGGAAAAUAAAACCACUGGAAAGGCUUAGAGUAGAAAACUCUGAAUAUGAUCUUCCCAGAGCUCUCCUUUGAGCCAGGAUUGUGAGUUUCUCCACGGCCCUUGCUGUGCUGCCUCAUCAUCGUCUCCCAGCAUGAUUUUAUUAUUACUCCUGUUAUUAACAUCCAUAUGAGAAAACAACUGUAUCUUGGGUGUGCUGCACCACGGGGAAAAAAAAUCCAGAGCAAAUUACUCUGUUUGCUUUUUGUUUCAAAUGGUUUUGUUUGGAGAUGUUGGAAAUUGCUGCCUUUUCAGACAGAGCUUCCCUUGGACAAGCAGUGACUGCUCUCCCAACUAAGCCUUUUCCAGGUGAAUACCAAAGUUGUACUGAUGCUGUUUGCAAGCUGCACAAGAAAUAAAACCACUCCACAAGGGAUGUGCAAUCUAAAUUUCCUCUGCCAAUUUGUUCCCUGCCUUUUCAGCUGUAGGAUGUGAAGGCUUUCUUGUUUUGCAUAACAGCUAUUCAGUCACAAACUGGAAUUACUUUGAGCCAAAGGAAUGAUGUUGUGUGGUGUUCUGUGUAUUGUCAUUGUUUAUUGCUAAAAUUAUUUAAUUGAAUGCUGUCUGUGGCACACUGGGCUCUGAAGUAAAGGAGCAUCAAGGUACAGAAUCCUUUCUCUGCCAGUGUUAUUCUUUACUGUUCCUUAAUUAAGAUAUCAAACUUUUUUUUUCCAUCAAAUCUCUUAGAUUUGCCCCAAAAGCAACAAGAUUAACUCUCAUUCCCAUGGAACUUUGUACAUCACAAAUUAGAGAAACAUGGAGUAACAUUCUAAAAUAUUUAUUCUGUAGCUUGUUAUUGGUAAUAAGAGAAAGCAAAAGAGAUUCAAUAUU